AUGACCACUGGUACUUACUGGAACAUUCUCCAGAUGGCCACCGAACAAUCAACUUCUGCAAUGGCACCCCUGUGGGAAUGGUGGACCUCUACGGAUGAGGGCAAAUCAAAGAUCGAUGAUCUUGGAUUUCUCGAGUUAUUCUCAGAAGAGAAUCCUGUUGUCGACAUUGUCGCCAUCCACGGCUUGAACGGCCACAGAGAAAAAACGUGGACGUCAGAAGAUGGAAAAAUGUGGCUGCGCGACUUCCUGCAAGACGACUUGCCUCGUGUUCGAGUCCUCUCUUACGGAUAUGACGCCGAUACGCACAGUCGAGAACGUGUAUCAACCGAGACCAUACAUCGGCACGGUAAUAACCUAGCCAAUGCUCUUUCACGGGCGCGUAAAGGCGCUUCUCGACGCCCAAUCAUAUUCGUUGCCCACGAUGUGGGAGGUAUUAUCCUCAAAUGGGCGCUCGUAAUCUCCAACAAUAAAGACCCGAAUUCAGAUGGCAAUCUCCGAGAUAUUCUUGUAUCUACCUACUCCAUCCUGUUCUUCGGAACACCCCAUUUUGGCAUAGAAGAUCCUCUCCCCGGGACAACUGAUCGCCUUCUAUCAAUACCCAUGUAUACGACAAACGUCAUUCUCAAAGUCCUUCAGCCGUACUCAUCCGAACUUGAAAACAUACAGAAGCUGUAUCUCGAGGUGAGCAAGAAGCAAAAAACGUAUUCUUCUACGCGGAAUACGAGACUUGUCGGAAAUCUCGAAGGAAGCUGGAGUAUCAAAACCCUGGAGAACGUGCUGGCUAAAACAAGUCAUAGAACGUUCGAGCUCACGAGGCAGUCAUCCGUCAGGUUCGCUUCUCCAGAGAGUGACAACUACCAGACGGUUCUUUUCUAUCUCAAGGAACAUUUCAAGAAAGCUUCACGUGCAGUAGACGACAAGUGGCUCGAUGCUAUGAGACAGGAUCCCCUCAAAGCAGUUUCUGAGAUUUCCCAUCUAUUUUUUGAGAAAACCAAGACUAUAAACGAGAAGACUAAUGGGUACAAAGUACUCAGGGAUAGUCUUGAAGCACAUAUAUCCAUCUUGGAUGAAGGAUAUCUCCAGACGGUCGAGGAUGGACAUAUGGACCAAAUGCCUGACGCGCUCAAGGAGUUCAACGAUGCAUGGAAACAUUACAUGGUCACUCUAAGAAACAUACUCACCAGAAUGGAUGAGUUGAAGCGCAGUAGAGAUCAAGGCGUCAAAGGAUUUAUCGAAAAGAUCAAGGGCGCCAAAAUUGACACAGGAGAUAUUGCAGACUACAAACAGGAAAUCUUACAAGCGACACGCAUAUGCAAGGAUGUGGCCAAUUUCUGUCAAAAUCAGCUGCAAGCAGAAGUGUGGAAAGUAGCCCAACUCGAGCCCGAAAAGCCUCGUCCAAUGGGCACUCAGCACAAAACGUGUCUACCAGGUACACGUGUAGCGAUUCUGCGGGAAAUUCGGCAAUGGCGUCUGGACCCCAAUGCAGACAAGCGCAUCUUUUGGCUCUGCGAUGUUGGCGGGUCAGGAAAGUCCACGGUCACACUGACGAUGUGCGAGGAAUGGGAUAAUACCGAAAAUGUUCUAGUUGGUCGGUUCUUCUUUUCGAAGAAUGCUCGGCAGACAUCGGAGACGGAUGAUUUCUGCUCCGUCAUCGCAGGUGAUAUCGGUGGUCAAAACAAGACGAUCCUGAAGCAAAUAGAGACGAUCAGAAAAGAAGAUCCCAAUCUCCUUAUACGAGGACUACGCCAUCAGUUCACCAAGCUGAUCGAAGAACCAUUGCAGCUUGCAAGGACGGAUAUCGUCCUCGUGAUCGACGCAAUGGAUGAAUGCAAGAAGGAGACGAGGGGAGAGUUGAUCAAACUACUGGUUGAGAAACUUUCAUCGAUGCCUAAACUCAAACUCUUUAUAACGAGCCGGCCGGAGCCAGACAUCACUGCAAUACUCCAGGGUAAAGCGAUUGUACGCGGAAUGCAUUUCAAGAUGCAUGGCAAAGAGCAACAGUCCAACUUGGAUGACAUUAGGGCCUACGUCGAUGUACAUCUCGUCAACCUGCUUACCGAGCCUCAGCGCUGGAAGAUUGUAGAACGCUCGAAUGGACUUUUCAUCUGGAUCACGACAGCACAUCUUGAGCUACAACAGGCUCAAGGUCCGGCCGCAGUUGGCGCGACUCUCACAUCCCUCUUGACACGAGGUGAGGGUGGGGACAUUAACCAGGUCUAUACAAACAUCCUUCGUCGACUGCGACGAGAGCCGUCCAGUGGUACCAUACACAAGGUUAUGGGCACUAUCCUAACCUUGUUCGAGCCGGUGUCAACGGAGGCUCUGGAGGAGAUGACUGGGAUUGCAGACUCUGAGCUAAGACUGAUCUUAGGGUCGAUGCAAAGUGUAUUUCGGGUGGAGAGUGUGGUAGAGUUUCUACAUCCGACGUUUCGAGAAUACCUUCUCAGUCCAUACAACGUGGAUAUACCAUUCGACUCGACAGCAAUGCAAUCAGACUUGGCCUUAUCUGUGCUCACAGUGCUUCAGAGGGAUCUCAAGGAGGACGUUUGCGGCAUUUCCAUGCCGAAUGAGCCUUAUCCAAGGAACACGGACGUCAUGGAUCUGGAUAAACGACUGGAACGAUUAUGGACAAGUUGCCCGGCACUACCUUAUGCGGCAAAGUACUGGGGCUAUCAUGUGUCUACUGUCAUAACAGAGAAACAGGUGGCCCAGAUGCUGCAAAGGUUUUUAGAAAAUCAAAUUUUGUACCUCGUGGAGCUGUUAAGCUUGAUGGAUCAUGUACAUCUUAUUCGAAAUUUCGAGGAGAUUCGGCGAAGUUGUGAAUGCCAAGGGUUGGGUGAUGAGGUCGAGCUAUGCCAUGAUACAGUUAGACUUGUCCAGAGGCAUCAAAAAAUACUAGAGAAGAGUGCGCUGGAUAUCUACUCUUCAGGGCUACUAUUCCUCCCUCGAAAGUCACAACUGUGGACGAUAUACAAGAGCAAGUUUUCAGAUCGACUACCAAGAAUCAUUGGAGGACCAUCAGUGCAUUGGCCCUCACACCAGACUUUGACUGGACAUACCAAUACUGUCCAAUGUCUGGCCUUCUUGCCAGAUGGGCGCCGUCUUGCAUCUGGCUCUUGGGAUGGCACUGUACGCCUGUGGGAUGGGACCACCGGUGCAAGCCUUGGGACGCUUGAGGGACAUACCGGUCCUGUCCAAUGUCUGGCCUUCUUGCCAGAUGGGCGCCGUCUUGCAUCUGGCUCUUGGGAUGGCACUGUACGCCUGUGGGAUGGGACCACCGGUGCAAGCCUUGGGACGCUUGAGGGACAUACCGGUCCUGUCCAGUGUCUGGCCUUCUCGCCAGAUGGGCGCCGUCUUGCAUCUGGCUCUUGGGAUGGCACUGUACGCCUGUGGGAUGGGACCACCGGUGCAAGCCUUGGGACGCUUGAGGGACAUACCAGGGAGGUCCAAUGUCUGGCCUUCUCGCCAGAUGGGCGCCGUCUUGCAUCUGGAUCUCGGGAUGGCACUGUACGCCUGUGGGAUGGGACCACCGGUGCAAGCCUUGGGACGCUUGAGGGACAUACCAGGGAGGUCUGGUGUCUGGCCUUCUCGCCAGAUGGGCGCCGUCUUGCAUCUGGAUCUGAGGAUCACACUGUAUGCCUGUGGGAUGGGACCACCGGUGCAAGCCUUGGGACGCUUGAGGGACAUACCGAUGGGGUCUUGUGUCUGGCCUUCUCGCCAGAUGGGCGCCGUCUUGCAUCUGGAGCUCGGGAUGGCACUGUAUGCCUGUGGGAUGGGACCACUGGUGCAAGCCUUGGGACGCUUGAGGGACAUACCGAUGAGGUCUCGUGUCUGGCCUUCUCGCCAGAUGGGCGCCGUCUUGCAUCUGGAUCUGAGGAUCACAUUGUAUGCCUGUGGGAUGGGACCACCGGUGCAAGCCUUGGGACGCUUGAGGGACAUACCGAUGGGGUCUUGUGUCUGGCCUUCUCGCCAGAUGGGCGCCGUCUUGCAUCUGGAGCUUAUGAUCACACUGUACGCCUGUGGGAGGACCACCGAUGGGCGCCGCUUGCAUCUGGCUCUGGGGAUUGCACUGUACGCCUGUGGGAUGGGACCACCGGUGCAAGCCUUGGGACGCUUGAGGGACAUACCGGUCCUGUCCGGUGUCUGGCCUUCUCGCCAGAUGGGCGCCGUCUUGCAUCUGGCUCUGGGGAUCGCACUGUACGCCUGUGGGAUGGGACCACCGGUGCAAGCCUUGGGACGCUUGAGGGACAUACCAGGGAUGUCUCGUGUCUGGCCUUCUCGCCAGAUGGGCGCCGUCUUGCGUCUGGCUCUGAGGAUGGCACUGUACGCCUGUGGGAUGGGACCACCGGUGCAAGCCUUGGGACGCUUGAGGGACAUAGAGGUCCUGCCCAGUGUCUGGCCUUCUCGCCAGAUGGGCGCCGUCUUGCAUCUGGAUCUGGGGAUUGCACUUUACGCCUGUGGGAUGGGACCACCGGUGCAAGCCUUGGGACGCUUAAGGGACAUACCGAUUCGGUCCAAUGUCUGGCCUUCUCGCCAGAUGGGCGCCGUCUUGCAUCUGGAUCUUGGGAUUGCACUGUACGCCUGUGGGAUAUCACCACCCCACCCAGUUUGGAACCUCCUUAUGCACUCAAUCAUGCUCCCAGGCAUUUAUAUUUCUUCCAAG
Messenger RNA from Serendipita indica DSM 11827, 4663 nucleotides. The record is from the annotation of a GenBank genome assembly. Lineage: Eukaryota; Fungi; Basidiomycota; Agaricomycetes; Sebacinales; Serendipitaceae.